AUGAUCUAUUAUUAGUUUGAAAUUGUAAAUACUCCAUUCAAAUAAUCAUUAUUUUAUUUUUUUCAAAUAUAUAAAAGCAAAGGGAAGAUAAAAUUCUAGUAUUAGGGAAGGACAAUUUGUGAAUGGGAUCAAACUUUAGAUGAUAUCAAUAUAUACAUUGAGCCUCCAAAGGCGGUUUUAAAAAAGGGAGCAGAUGCCAAAUUGGACGUUUAAAUAAAGGCUGAUCAUUUACGGAUCGGAAUUAAGGGGAAUCCUCCAUUUAUUAAUGAACCAUUGGUGAAAUAGUGUGAUUCUAGUGAGUCUUACUGUUUGGUGGAGGAAGAAGAACUUCACAUAAUAUUGCAGAAGGCUUACAAAGGGGAUUUGUGGGCAAGUGUGUUUGUGGGACAUGGGAAGGUGGAUGCAUUGACGGAGCAGGAAUUGUAGAAGAAGAUGCUUUUGGAGAGGUCUUUAGGAGGAACACCCUGGGUUCGACUUUUCUGGAGCGUAGAUGAAUGGGAUAGUGCCUGA
Molecule: messenger RNA, 510 nt
Organism: Paramecium tetraurelia
Lineage: Eukaryota; Ciliophora; Oligohymenophorea; Peniculida; Parameciidae
Exons: 3
Biological process (GO): protein folding
Cellular component (GO): cytoplasm
Source: RefSeq, a predicted model, not a curated record